AUGGAUUCCUUUCUUCAAAAUUCUAGACCUUCACAUAAGAGAGACAAAAGAUUUUUGAAGAUAGGCCAACCCUAUCAUGGUCCCAUUCCUCAAGAGAUAGGAAACUUGAUGAAGUUGGUUGUGCUGCAGCUCGAUACAAACCACUUCACUGGCUUAUUGCCACAAAACUUAUGUCAAAGUGGAUCUCUUAGAAACUUUACUGCAUACGUCAAUCAUCUCAUAGGUCCAAUACCGAAAACCUUGAGAAACUGCGUGAGCUUAACUAGAGUUCGCCUUGAAAGAAACCAACUCUUUGGAAAUAUAUCUGAAGAUUUUGGUGCCUAUAGUAAACUGAAGUUCAUGGACCUAAGUUACAAUAGAUUUUACGGUGAAAUCUCACACAAUUGGAGCAGGUGCCCACAACUAACCGCCCUACGCAUUGCUGGGAACAAUAUUACUGGUGGCGUACCUCUUGUAAUUGGAGAUUUAAUUCAACUCCAAUUACUUGAUCUUUCUUUUAAUAAGUUGGUUGGGGAGCUUUCAAAAGAAUUUGGAAAGUUGACUUCCUUGUUGGAAUUGAUGUUGAAUGGAAAUCAACUUUCAGGGGAUAUACCUCUGGAGCUUAGGUUGUUAACAAAUCUUGAGUAUUUGGAUCUAUCCACCAACUCAAUCCCCAAAAAUGUGGGGACCCUUUUGAAACUAAAUUACUUGAAUAUGAGCAACAACAAAUUUAGCCAAGGCAUUCCAGUUGAGUUGUGUAAUUUACCACAUUUGUCACAGCUAGAUUUAAGUUAUAACUUGCUCGAAAGAGAGAUACCUUCACAAAUCCACAAAUUGCAAAGUUUGGAGGUAUUGAAUGUCUCCCAUAAUAAACUCUCUGGUUUCAUUCUGAUUGCAUUUGAAAAAAUGCGUGGGCUGUCAGAUGUUGACAUAUCCUUCAAUGAGUUGGAGGGUCCUCUUCUCAAUAGCAAAGCAUUUCAAAAUGCACCCAUAGAAGCAUUAAGACAUAAUAAGGGAUUGUGUGGAAAUGUUUCAGGAUUGAAACACUGUGUGGUAGGAAAACAUAUUUCAAAAAAGGAACACAAAAUCAUUUUCCCUCUUCUAGGCGCACUUUCACUCGUAUUGGUAUUCCUCAUAAUUUUCAUUGUUUUACAAAGAAAAAGGAGAGAUCCACAGAAAAACCGAGCAAACGGCAUGGACAGGGAAAAAGUGUUUACAAUAUCCUAUUUUGAUGGAAGAAUGAUGUUCCAGGAAAUCAUAGACACAACUGAGGGAUUUGAUGCUAAAUUUUGCAUUGGGAAGGGAGGAAAUGGAAUUGUCUAUAAAGCCAAGCUAAAAUCAGGAGUCAUAGUUGCAGUGAAGAAACUUAGAUCCUUGUGUGAUGGUGAGAUUGCGCAGCAGAAAGAGUUCUUAAAUGAGGUAAGGGCAUUAACAGAAAUUCGGCAUCGAAAUAUUGUGAAAUUGCAUGGCUUUUGUUCACAUUCACAAUUCUCAAUUUUGAUUUAUGAGUACCUUGAAAGGGGUAGCUUGGCCACAAUUUUGAGCGAUGAUGGAGGAGCUAAAGAAUUGGAUUGGAGCAAGAGAGUGAAUAUCAUCAAAGACUUUGGCAUAGCUAAGCUUCUUAAUCAAGACUCAUCCAAUUGGACUUCAUUUGCUGGCACAUAUGGAUAUAUUGCACCAAAGUUUGCUUAUACGAUGAAGAUAACUGAGAAGUGUGAUGUGUUUAGCUUUGGAGUUUUGGCUAUUGAAGUGAUCCAAGGAAGGCAUCCUGGUGAAACCAUCUCCACUUUAUCUGCUUCAUCUGUGGGAGAGAAUUUAUUGCUGAAUGAUUUGUUAGAUAUACGUCUUCUGCCUCCCACUCUUGAGGUUGAGAAUCAAUUGAUACUCAUUGUAAAGUUGGCAAUUGCAUUCUUGAAUGCUAAUCCAGAAUCUAGACCAACCAUGCACAUGAGAGUGAAUAUCAUUGAAGGUGUGGCUCACGCUUUGUCUUACAUGCACCAUGAUUGCUCACCACCAGUUGUUCAUAGGGACAUAUCAAGCAAAAAUAUUUUGUUGGACUCUCAAUAUGAGGCUCAUGUAUUAGACAUUGACAUAGCUGAGCUUCUUAAUCAAGACUCAUCUAAUUGGACAUCACUUACAAGCACAUAUGGUUAUGUUGCACCAGAGCUUGCUUAUACAAUGAAGAUAACUGAGAAAUGUUAUGCUUAUAGCUUUGGAGUUUUGGCUAUAGAAGUGAUCAAAAGAAGACAUCCAGUGAAAUGA
This is a messenger RNA of Quercus lobata, 2241 nucleotides long. Its product is annotated as MDIS1-interacting receptor like kinase 2-like. Gene Ontology annotation, biological process: protein phosphorylation. NCBI's taxonomy places the organism in Eukaryota, Viridiplantae, Streptophyta, Magnoliopsida, Fagales, Fagaceae. The record is from RefSeq and is a predicted model, not a curated record. The transcript has 5 exons. Bases 1 to 2241 code for a protein of 746 amino acids. Gene Ontology annotation, molecular function: protein kinase activity; protein binding; ATP binding.